Molecule: messenger RNA, 1253 nt
Organism: Emys orbicularis (European pond turtle)
Lineage: Eukaryota; Metazoa; Chordata; Testudines; Emydidae
Gene: AMZ2
Product: archaelysin family metallopeptidase 2
Exons: 7
Coding region: 38-1111 (357 amino acids)
Biological process (GO): proteolysis
Molecular function (GO): metallopeptidase activity
Source: RefSeq, a predicted model, not a curated record
CGGGCAGGGCCCCGCCUCCGGGCGCUGGGGCAGGAGGAUGAAGGUAAUUAAACAUUCUGAGCAGAUCCUGAAGACAGCAUUGAUCUCCAAGAACACACAGCUUGUGAAGCUGUAUGAGAAUCUUGAGUCUAGGGAGAAGUGUUUGCUGAAUGAAGCGUUUCAGCCAGACAGUGUUCUCUUCAGACCCAUCACUCUUCAUUCGGAGUCAGACUGGAUCUCCUCACACCCUGAGCCCACCCAGGACUUUGAACAGUUUUAUAACGAUCCUUACAGAAGCAGACCGACAUCUCAGAAAAGUGCCAUUUAUGUACAGCCCAUUGGUUCUUUUGGGGACACCAAAGUUAGUACGGAGGAUUAUAUGAAAUGGUUGAAGGAUUACUGUGAAGCCUUUUACUAUGGCCUAUCUGUAAAAAUCCUGGAGCCGGUUCCUGUUUCACACACAAAUUGUGCUUUUCGAGUGAAUGAGUACACAUGCAAUCUACAGAUUCAUGCAGGGGACCUCUUGAAAUACCUAAAGAAGAAAAAGCCAGAAGAUGCUUUCUGUAUUGUUGGGAUAACAAUGAUAGAUCUUUAUCCAACGGAGUCCUGGAAUUUUGUCUUUGGCCAAGCCUCUUUGACAGAAGGAAUGGGGAUCUUCAGCUUUGCCAGGUAUGACAGUGACUUUUAUAGUGCGAGCUACAAAGGCAGACUGAAGAGAGUCAAGAAGCUUCCCUCAGCAGACUAUUCAGUUUUUGAUGGCUAUUAUACUCCUGUAAUCAGCAGUCUGCUGCUUCUGAGGUCCUGCAAGACCCUGACCCAUGAGAUUGGGCACAUCUUUGGACUCCAUCACUGUCAGUGGCUGCAGUGUGUGAUGCAGGGUUCCAAUCACCUGGAGGAAUCAGACCGACGCCCAUUGGAUCUGUGUCCAAUUUGUCUGCGCAAGUUGCAGUCUGCCAUUGGCUUUCACAUUGUGGAGAGAUACCAGGCGUUACUUGGGUGGAUGGAUGAAGAUGGUAGUGGAAUGGAUGCUGAACUCAGAAAUGAAGCCAAGAUGGGCUUGCUGAAACCUGUGGAAGCAUUUAAGGAGUGUCGAGAGUGGGUAUUAAAAUGCCUUGAUGUCUUGCAGAAAUAAAGCUGUAGGAUGUAUGUAGUAUCAAAGGGGAAACAUUCUCCUCUAUUUAAAGAGUUACUUUCAGGUUGACUACUUCUAAAACUGUUGUUACUUGAUAUGGAUCAUCCACUGCAUUGUAAGGAUCUGUAAAUAAAAAUCCAUC